Molecule: messenger RNA, 1993 nt
Organism: Eutrema salsugineum
Lineage: Eukaryota; Viridiplantae; Streptophyta; Magnoliopsida; Brassicales; Brassicaceae
Product: serine/threonine-protein kinase haspin homolog
Exons: 15
Coding region: 85-1914 (609 amino acids)
Biological process (GO): mitotic cell cycle; intracellular signal transduction; protein phosphorylation
Cellular component (GO): nucleus; cytoplasm
Molecular function (GO): histone H3T3 kinase activity; ATP binding
Source: RefSeq, a predicted model, not a curated record
AAAAUAAAUGAAAGAAAAAGGAGAAAACUUUUAAACGUGGGCAGUGAAAUCUGGUGGGCAAUGGAAUAGGAGAAGGAAGAAGAGAUGGAGUUAUCAAGUGUUGAUCUUUGGGCUGAGAUAAUUGAAUCCGAGGAAGAAGGCGGAGAUAGAGUCAAAGAUAUACCUAAGGUCGAAGUAUACCAGAGAAGAAAGAAACUUGAGAAGUCCUCCGAAGCUGCAGAUUUAAUUGGAGCCUGGUCGGUGAAAGGCACUCGUACUAGUUUGAUCAAUGCACCGAAGAGAGAUAGCUGGACUCGUUCGCUUUCCACCAGAGGGAGGGAGAGUAUUGCGGUGGGAGCUUAUGUGAACAAUCAGCCUCAGGAGAAGCCAGCCAGGAGAAAAAAGCCCGCUAUUCCAAAGGGAAAAGCUGUUAAAGCUCCUGACUUCAAGAAAGAGAAGGAAUACUUUCAUGAGGUUGAUGCUUUUGAGCUUCUGGAAGAGAGUCCCUCUCCUAAGACCAAGAAUUCUAGUACAUGGACCGCCGGUGAACAAGUUGUUCCUGAGCUGCCACAUCUGUCCACAAGAUUAGAAAAAUGGCUGAUCUCGAAGAACUUGAAUCGUCCUUGUGGUCCUUCGAGCACACUCUCUAAGAUACUUGAAUACUCAAACUCAACCACACGCCUGGAGCCAAUAUGUGAUGAUGAUGCCUUUGAUUCACUGGCACUAAGAACUCCAGAAAAUUCUUCUUCUAGCAACACUUCAAUUUUCCGACUCAUCCAGAGCUGCGACGACGACUUAAAUGCUGAAGAUGUGCCUUUUAGAAAAAUCAAGACGGAAGAAAUCGACCUUGAAGAUGAGCUGAAGCGACUAUCUUUGACGUCUGAUCUGAUCUCCCCUCAUCUAGAUUUUGAGAAGUCAUUUUGUGAUCUAUUGUCCGCCUGUGGACAGAUGCAACCAUCAAGCUUCAUGGAAGCACUUUCUAAAUUCUGUGAACCAGAAAGCAUUGUCAAGAUUGGUGAAGGUACAUAUGGGGAGGCUUUUCGGGCUGGUACUAGUGUCUGUAAAAUUGUUCCUAUUGAUGGAGACUUCAGGGUUAAUGGAGAAAUACAGAAGAGAGCUGAUGAACUGCUUGAGGAAGUGAUACUCUCAUGGACUCUUAAUCAACUUAGAGAAUGUGAGACUGAGGCUCAGAAUUCGUGCCUGACGUUCAUAAAAACUCAAGAUAUAAAAGUAUGCCAAGGUCCCUAUGACCCUAUACUGAUAAAAGCAUGGGAAGACUGGGAUGCAAAACAUGGAUCUGAGAAUGAUCACCCAGAUUUUCCGGAGAAACAAUGUUAUGUCAUGUUUGUUCUGGAACAUGGUGGCAAAGAUCUUGAAAGCUUCGUGCUUUUGAACUUUGAUGAAGCACGAAGCUUAUUGGUUCAAGUCAUGGCUGGCCUGGCAGUUGCUGAAGCUGCUUUUGAGUUCGAGCAUCGUGACCUGCACUGGGGAAACAUUCUUCUGAGCCGUAAUAACUCAAGUACUCAGCAUUUUAUUCUCGAGGGGAAACAAGUUUUCAUCAAAACUUUUGGAAUACAGAUAUCUAUAAUUGACUUUACUCUUUCAAGAAUCAACACAGGUGAGAAGAUACUCUUUCUGGACCUUACUUCUGAUCCAUACCUUUUUAAAGGACCAAAGGGAGAUAAACAGUCGGAAACUUAUAGAAAGAUGAAGGCGGUUACUGAAGAUUGCUGGGAAGGACACUUCGCUCAAACAAAUGUUCUCUGGUUGAUCUAUCUCGUGGAUCUCGUACUGACCAAGAAGUCAUUCGAGCGGUCUUCAAAAGACGAAAGAGAAUUACGGUCACUGAAGAAGCGGAUGGAGAAGUAUAAAUCAGCUAAAGAGGCUGUGUCAGAUCCUUUCUUCUCAGAUAUGUUGAUUUUCCAAAUAUCAUGAAGAAUGUAAUAAAUCCUUAAGUGAGUCAGAGUAACCAGAAUCUCUCUUUCCCUCUCUUGUAAAUGCAUUUGCCUAAUCA